AUGGCUCCAUCAACAGUUGUUCAGCAAUCAGACAAUGUCGCGCAUGCCUUAAGUGGUGCUGGCGGGGGUAUCUUGUCUAUGGCCUUGACUUACCCCCUCAUUACUCUUUCAACCCGAGCACAAGUCGAAUCCAAACGCGCCGACUCAGGCUUCCUCGAUGCUGUCAAGCGCAUCGUUCAACGGGAAGGAGUAAACGGUCUUUACGCAGGACUGGACUCAGCACUCUUCGGCAUCAGCGUCACCAAUUUCGUCUAUUACUACUGGUACGAAUGGACCCGCUCAAGCUUCGAGGCUGCUGCUGUGAAGGCGGGGAGAGCUUCCAAGAAGCUUACUACAAUUGAGUCUAUGAUUGCGGGGGCUAUUGCGGGCUCGGCGACGGUCAUGCUCACGAACCCUAUCUGGGUUGUUAAUACGCGGAUGACUACACGGAAGAAGAAUAAGGAGAGUGAUGAGAGUCUGCUACCUGGGGCGAAAGCCCCAAAGGCACCCACGACGGUGGGCACUCUCCUUGCUUUGCUCAAGGAGGAAGGUCCACAGGCCCUCUUCUCGGGUGUAGUGCCCGCGUUGGUAUUGGUCAUCAACCCAAUCCUGCAAUACACUAUUUUCGAGCAGUUGAAGAAUACCUUAGAGAAGAAGAGGAGGAUUACACCCACGAUAGCGUUCCUGUUGGGUGCGCUGGGCAAGUUGUUUGCUACUAGCAUCACCUACCCAUAUAUCACGGUCAAGAGCCAAAUGCAUGUUGCUGGGCGUGAUGGCGGCAAGGAGAACAUGGUGACCUCCAUGAAGCGGAUUGUGAGGGAGGAGGGCUACACUGGUCUUUACAAAGGUAUCGGCCCUAAGGUCACUCAAAGUGUCCUCACAGCAGCGUUCUUGUUUGCUUUCAAGGACGUUCUGUAUGAGCAGACCAUCAAACUUCGGAGGAAAAUCCCAGCAAAGGCUCUCUAA
Lachnellula hyalina is the source of this 945-nucleotide messenger RNA. It is a transcript of the gene PMP47A, whose product is annotated as Peroxisomal membrane protein. Gene Ontology annotation, cellular component: peroxisomal membrane. Lineage: Eukaryota; Fungi; Ascomycota; Leotiomycetes; Helotiales; Lachnaceae. Gene Ontology annotation, molecular function: FAD transmembrane transporter activity; ATP transmembrane transporter activity; NAD transmembrane transporter activity. The record is from RefSeq and is a predicted model, not a curated record. The transcript is spliced from 3 exons. The coding region runs from base 1 to 945 and encodes 314 amino acids.